Messenger RNA from Aedes aegypti (yellow fever mosquito), 3114 nucleotides. Its product is annotated as glycerophosphocholine phosphodiesterase GPCPD1. Lineage: Eukaryota; Metazoa; Arthropoda; Insecta; Diptera; Culicidae. The record is from RefSeq and is a predicted model, not a curated record. Gene Ontology annotation, molecular function: glycerophosphocholine phosphodiesterase activity; starch binding. Bases 551 to 2680 code for a protein of 709 amino acids. The transcript is spliced from 7 exons. Gene Ontology annotation, biological process: glycerophospholipid catabolic process.
GUUUGCUUGCGGUAGUUGUGCUUUCGAGUUCGUAAAUAGAAGGUGUUUUUAUCAGCGCGGCAGUGCUUUUCUUUUAUUUUCAUUGCAUGUCUCAUUUUAGAGAAACUCGCGAGAAAAAAAAUACCCGGAGCCAUUCGUAUACUUUUUAACAGUGAUCGAUUCUCGAGUGUACCUACCUACCUAUCAAUAAACAAUGGAACAUUUGUAGUUCUCGGCAAUCUCUACGGCGUUCAACGUGAGGCCUAUUUUUAUCCCAACUAAAAGCGUAAUUUCUUCUACCGUACGGAGAGGCAUUAUCAGAAAAGGAUGAUAUUCUUGUGACGCGCGUGAUUACGAAUAUCGAGGAAUAUUUUAGUGCAAUAUUGUUGGUGUUGUGUCCCGUUAGUAGCUAGAAAAGGGAGGCAGGGUUAUUGUGAAUCUUGUCCAAAGAAGUGAAAUUUUGGUGAACAAAGAAGCCCAACACAUCGCCUACUGUGCUCUACAUUGCAAAGAUUUUUUUUAGCCAAGUCCAAGGUAAUCGUCACCAUCGAAACACAAUUAAAACAACAUCAUGCAGCGGUGGUGGUUUCUUGACGAGAAGAACGGAUCGGCCAGCAGCUUAACUUCGUCGCCAGGGACGUCAACGAAAAAAACGAAACCAUCCAAGCCUGUUGGUGACCGACGCCACAAGUUUCGAGUGCUGGUCACCUAUGAACUGCUGAAGGAUGAAACCAUAGCCGUUACAGGAAACUGCGAAGCCUUGGGCAACUGGGAGCCGGAACAUUGUGUUCAAAUGCAGCUGGAAGAUGGUUCAUCGAAUAUCUGGUACCUGGAAAUAGACCUACCUCAGAAUGUGGCCAUCACAUAUCGGUAUUUUAUUUGCUCCAUGGAUCCCACUAGCGAAAAUGUGCACGUCCGACGUUUCGAGACCCAUAUUGAACCCCGAACUAUUCCAAUCGACGGCGCCUCUAGCCAAACGGACCAAGAAACCAAAAUUGACACACUCGGUGAUAUAGAUGGGUCGAUCAAACUAGACAGGGGCUGGCUUACCAGCGAGACAAUAAUACAGUUUAAGUUCUUCGACAACCCCUUUUUGGUAAAGGAGAGAAUUAAAAAUCGACUACUGUAUGUUAAGAUAACUCCGAUGAAUCUUCGUAUCAAUGCAGAGUCCCAGAGCCUAUCGACCUUGUUGGACGAAUCGCUGUCCAGUGAUACUCGGGAAAAUGGAACCGAUCAUCAAGCCUAUGCUUUCACGGAAGUGGUGUCGAUGGGCAAUCCGAAGGCAACAUUUGAACAACAAUCCCAAUUUGGGUGUCCCUAUCAUCCGGAAGACUUCCUAGUAUUCAAUGUGACGGUGGCAGAGCCAGAAAACGUGGCCUAUCUAGUUGAUCUGUAUACGUACAGUUCACGUUCCAAGGAGGAUGAACCACCUUACCAUUUGGGCUAUCAUUAUAUUUUACCCAACUUUUUGAAGAAAUCUGAAGGCAUUCUAGAGCUUCCAGUGACUUGUGCUAGUAAACAUCGUCCACUGGGCAUGAUGCGCAUCGAGUACCUGAAAGUUACCCCCCUGCUUCCCUCUCGAUGUAAUCUUGAGCGAUCCUUUAUUAGAUAUUGGAAUAAGCGAUGGACUGGGCUUGAUGUUGGCCAUAGAGGCUCAGGUACCAGUUUUAAGGCCAGCGACGGAAACGUGAUCAGAGAGAAUACGAUUGCUUCCCUGAAAAAUGCCGUUGCUCAUGGCGCUGACAUGGUUGAAUUCGAUGUUCAGCUAAGCAAAGACUUGGUACCGGUUAUCUACCAUGAUUUCGACAUUUAUGUCUCGCUGAAACGUAAAACUACCCUCGAGAUAAAUGAUAUGUUGGAGUUGCCGAUGCGCGAAUUGACGCUUGAGCAGCUGAAAAAUCUAAAGGUCUACCAUGUCGUAGAAGGUAGAAACCGUGAAGCACGCUUCUUCGACGAGGAUCUCGACGAACAUCAGCCAUUCCCACAGUUGGCCGACGCGCUGGAACUGAUCGAUCCUCACUGUGGUUUCAAUAUAGAAAUCAAAUGGUCCCAGAAACUCAAAGACGGCUCUAUGGAAUCAGACUUAAAUUUCGAUUCGAAUCUAUACGUUGAUUGUAUUUUAAAAGUCGUUCUAGAGAAGGCCGGUAACCGACGGAUCGUUUUCUCUUGCUUCGAUGCGGACAUUUGUACGAUGUUGCGUCUGAAGCAAAACCUGUACCCGGUGAUGUUCCUGACGCUAGGUGUUACCAGUAAAUAUCCGAGCUAUCACGAUCCGCGGUGUAACUCGAUCGAAAUGGCUGUGAGAAACUCCUGCGCUACCGAGCUGCUAGGAAUAGUCGCGCAUACCGAGGAUCUAUUGCGCGAUCAAACACAGGUUAAUCUAGCAACAGAGAAAGGGUUGAUCGUAUUUUGUUGGGGCGACGAUAAUAACUGCAAAGAUACUAUCAAGCAUUUGAAGAGCCUCGGGAUUCAUGCUAUAAUCUACGAUAAGAUGGACAUUUACUCAGAUAAGACUGUAAAAGAAAGUGUAUUUUUAGUGGGUGCUCGCGAAUCCCAGGCCGCGUUGCUACAGCAGAUAGAUAUCGAAAACCGCCACGAGCAAAUCGUUCACCACGAUUUCGUAGUCCAACCCAAACCAAACAAGGCCCCUUCUAUAGAUGCCACAUCGAACGCGCCGCUAUCUCCAAAAUCUGCUGCUUGAGUGGGUGGCGAUUGACUAUAUCCCUGGAACAGGAUUCAGGUAAAAAUUGUUUAUAUGUAUGAGCGUGGGAAAAAUAAUAUAUCGUCAUCUAAAUCCCCUGUGUUGUGAUGAGAAUGAUCCAGACUCAGUCAUCGGUGAUCAUAUUUAAAGACCUUCGAAUUUAUACUGAAUAAAACAAAUGUUGUUCUUACUAUUCAUCUUACUUAACUGUUGUUAAAAGCAAUCAUGCAAAGGCUAUGAGCAGUAAAAGAUCAUAUUUUUUCAAAACUGUAGAGCUAAUAGCAAAUUACUUUUUGAAUUAAAGCACAUUUUUUAUAUUUCUACUCUUUAGACUUUAUCUUGGUAGACAGAUUCACACUUAAAUACAACCAAAAAAUAAGUUUACACACAACAAGCCUAAUAAAAUUUGACGGGUAAUCUGAGAUUACAUGAAA